CCGGGGUUGAAUUAGACCAGGCUAAGAGGCUUCAAGCAUCACAUCACGGCUUUUAAUGCACGUGUCCUCGAGCUAGAGGUCAGCUAUGUUUCCAGAAUGUUACCCUAGCAACUUUCUGAUCACCAACUAUUUUAGAUAGCAUAAAAAAAAAAAACAUCACAGGUUAGAUUUUUUGGGGCCGGGGGAAGAUUCCCUGCUUUCAUGGGCGACUCAGGGAACAUUUGUUGGAUUAUGGUGGAGAUUGCCUGCAGGAUUUCUGGCAUCUCUACAGCUACAGUGUUGUGUGCUGUCGGAGUGGAGACCCUUCAACAGGGAGACUUCAACAGCCUUGGCAUCUACCUGCUAGUGUCGUCUGUUGGCAUGAUGAUAUUUGAGUUGGCCUAUUUCCUGGAUGCACUUCUGCUCAUGUGCCUGCCGUGUCCUCCUGAGUGGCAGCUCUUUACAUUAUGGGGGAAGAUGGCUCAAGUUGGAGGCUUUCAGAAGUUCCUCUAUUAUUCCAUAAUGUCUGUAGUCUGUUUCCUGCAUCCUGUGUUGGUGUGGCAUGCAAUUAUUCCAGGGGCAAUGCUUCUCGUGACUGCCUUGUUCAACUUCGUACUCAGCAAGAAAACAAAGACCAAAGCCCUGAAGAAGCCUCAGGAGUGUUACAGAAGCCAAGGCCCCAGCACGGUAUGUGUAACAGAAGGGGUCGCCUCGGAUGGGACCCUCUCCCUCCUUCACAUGGUGACGGGAAAAAGAGUUGCUCUGGCAACCAGGGAUGAGUGCCACAGCCUGGCCGAGUGUGGAGGAGAGAGUUUCCAAGGCCUGCUGGAGCUGCAUCACACAAUAAAAGAGAGGAAGACGAGACCGACGUGGAUGAGAGGACGGAAGGAGCUUCUGGAGAGAGAGAUGGAGGAGAUGAGAGAGUUUGGGGAUUCAGAGCCAGAAACCACCUCGGAUACUGCACCGAUGAUCACUGACUGAUGCUCUCUGCAUUCCUUGUCUUAGCAAAUGUUGAGUUGGUGCUAAAAAUGUACAGUAUUUGAAAUAAACUACAGAUGACCGAAAUUACGUUUUUCAACAAUGACUAGUAAUACAUGUAUUUAUACAGGAUGAUUACAAAGCCAAGACUAGUUGAGUCUCUUAAAUUGAAUACAAUUGGGUCCAGGUAGGAUGCUCGCUGAUGUCAUUUAAAAUUUGUUACAAACGAUUGUUGCCGUAGGAUCAAUAUAAAGAAGAGUAAUUGCAUUCUUAAUAUAACCAACAGUGUAAAAGCUUGACCUUCACAGGACAGGCAUUUUUUUUUUUACUUGUAACUUUUUGACAUUUUGAAUGGUCAUUUUUUUAUUCCUUUGUUUACUUGUCUGUCUCACUGUAAUCUGUCACAAAAACUAAUAAGAGAAGCAGUGACAGAUUCACUCAUAGUGGGGAGCACCGCCACACCCUUUUACUUUGUCCUUUGGGUUGCAGGAGCUUUGCUCAAACUAUAGUAGAAAAGCCAUCUCUGAAUUAAAAAAAAAAAAAAAAAUGCAGCUUCCUUUUUUUUUUCGUCAACAGAUGGUCAUAAGACCAGCAAACAGAAGAGCAAAGGGCCCUCAGGCAGCUGAGAGGAUUCAAAUAUGAUGCAUUACAUUUCUUUUCAAGUUUAUCCAAUAUUUAAAUGUUUUUAAUUUAUUGUACAUUCUAAAAAAAAAUGUACAAUUUUCAAAACAUCCAGUUUUAUAGCAGGACUCCACUACAAUUAAUUCAUGCUAUCAACGUAGCAGCCAAGGUUGACAUUGACUUGUUUACACUCCUAAAGUUAGCAUAAUAGUGCCCACAUUAUUUUAUGGAAGCUGUUUUCUCUGAAUUUGAGAAUCAUGUUCGUAAACAUUAUUGGGAGCCCUCGAUUUGGUCAGAGACCGCAGGGGGCGUAAAUGAAGUCAGGCUGCAUUCAAAUCUUGCUUGCAGUUUUCACACUGCAAAUCCUUUCAUAAGCCUUUCUGGGAAUGGUCCUUCUUUAUGUGUCAUGCAAUAUGUAGCAAAAAGCCGAAGAAAGACAGCAACCAUGCAAAGAGUUAAUCCUUUGAGCUCUUAAAUCAGGUCUCAUGAGAUUUGCUGACACAAGUGAACAUGCAGUUAGAAUUUUUGUCUGGCUUUGGAGGCGUAAAAAUUCCUAAAAUUUCUGGUCAAGUUUCAAAUGAUUCGAUUUUAGAGGUUCGAUUGUGUCUUUUUUUCCUUUCAUGUGCAUGCUUUUACAAGAUGUUUUUUUUUCUUUUUUAAUGAUUAGCCAUUCGGACCAAUUUAUGGCCCACAUGGUGCCUUUUAGUCUAAUUUAGUCCAUAUUCGGAAAGCCUGAAUAGAACCGGGGGCAGUGACACUAAUGCGAGGCAAUCCAAUCCAGUUAAUGUUUCAUCCAUUAUUCAUUUGGCAAUAAACUGGAUGAAGUGUUUCACUCAUUCAGUGGCACUCGUGGAAGUCUGUGCAAAUGUGACAGGGAAAAGCUGGGGAAAAAAGCGUGCGCAGGUGUCACAGUCACAUUCAACAUGCCUCAUUGUGUGUGUUUAUCAAGUGUGAGUGGUCACCAUGGCAACCAGUCUCUGGGAGGUGAGACCAGACACUCCAGACCAAAGAGAAAAUGGAGUUAAUGUGUCCAACAAGGUUAUGCAUUGUUGACUGUGAUUUGUUAAACAUAUUUAAUGCCAUGCAUGGGCAAUAAUCAAAAGCCUACUUUUCAUUUGUCUCCAUGCUGAGGUUAUUCCUUUGUUCAGGCCGUAAAUCAAUACUGUCUGCAAAAACACUCACUUCAGCAUGUGUACACUCUUUUGUUGUCUAUCUGGAGCCUUAAUUGGACGAAUGAAAGCCACAGGGAGAAUCAA
This is a messenger RNA of Hippocampus comes (tiger tail seahorse), 2834 nucleotides long. It is a transcript of the gene tmem72, whose product is annotated as transmembrane protein 72. Lineage: Eukaryota; Metazoa; Chordata; Actinopteri; Syngnathiformes; Syngnathidae. The transcript is spliced from 5 exons. Bases 202 to 960 code for a protein of 252 amino acids. The record is from RefSeq and is a predicted model, not a curated record.